Molecule: messenger RNA, 841 nt
Organism: Papilio polytes (common Mormon)
Lineage: Eukaryota; Metazoa; Arthropoda; Insecta; Lepidoptera; Papilionidae
Gene: Vps24
Product: charged multivesicular body protein 3
Exons: 7
Coding region: 79-729 (216 amino acids)
Biological process (GO): late endosome to vacuole transport; protein transport; endosome transport via multivesicular body sorting pathway
Cellular component (GO): ESCRT III complex; multivesicular body
Source: RefSeq, a predicted model, not a curated record
UCAAUGUCAAAUUAACGUCAGAUUUACCCAAACAGAAAUUCGUAUUUAUAUUUAUUUAAUUUUAAGAAUAUCGCAAAGAUGGGCUUGUUUGGUAAAUCUCCGGAGCGAAAUCCGAAAGAAAUGGUAAACGAAUGGUGUCAUAAACUUCGCAAAGAAGGCUAUAAUUUGGAUAGGCAAAUAAGAGCAAUUCAAAGGGAAGAGGAAAAAAUUAAAAGAUCCUUAAAAGAAGCUGCAGGAAAAAAUGAUAAGCAAGUGUGUACAAUAUUAGCAAAGGAAAUAAUUAGGUCAAGGAAAGCUAUUAGUAAAAUAUAUACAAGUAAAGCCCAUCUUAACUCUGUACAGAUGCAGAUGAAAAACCAAUUAGCUACAUUAAGGAUAGCUGGAUCAUUGCAGAAGUCAACAGAGGUGAUGCAAGCAAUGCAAGCUCUAAUAAGGUUACCAGAAGUGGCGCAGACGAUGCAGGAGAUGAGCAAGGAGAUGAUGCGUGCUGGUAUCAUUGAGGAGAUGCUGGAUGAGACUAUGUCUGCAGUAGAGGAUGAAGAGGAAAUGGAGGAAGCGGCGCAGAGUGAAGUUGACAAGGUAUUGUGGGAGCUAACACAAGGCAAGUUGGGCGAAGCACCGGCGCCCCCAAGUGCGGUGGGAGCGCCCUCCACCAGCCGCGAGCCAGCCGAGCCAGAUGAGACGGAGUUGGACGAGAUGCAAUCCCGCCUUGAAGCACUGCGCUCCUAGCUAUUUGCCCUGGAUGGCAACAUUGAGUUCCACAGAUGUUCGCAACGCCUUUUGUGUAAAUAAUUGUUACGAAUUAUUAAGAACAAAUUCAAUUAUACUUAUGUGAAAGCUU